AUGAGCAGAAGCGAUAUCGAAAACGAUGCGGCAGCUCUCAGGGCAGCUGCCAGUGUAGGCGAUGUUGCAGCUUGCCAACACUACCUGAGAUCUUGCCGUUCAGUGUGUUUUUCGUGCGACAGUGAAGGACGCUCAGCUUUACAUUUAGCAGUCAUUGGUGGUCACACAGCCGUUAUUCAGUUUUUACUUACUAUAGCGACUGCUAAAGAAGUCAAUAGUUCAGAUGGAGCUGGGUAUACUCCUUUGCAGAUAGCUGGUUCUGAGGGACACGAAGAAAUCUUAAGAUUAUUGAUUGCCCAAGGCGCUGCUGUUAAUAUUAAUGACAACAUA
Anoplophora glabripennis (Asian longhorned beetle) is the source of this 330-nucleotide messenger RNA. RefSeq names its product 26S proteasome non-ATPase regulatory subunit 10-like. The record is from RefSeq and is a predicted model, not a curated record. Lineage: Eukaryota; Metazoa; Arthropoda; Insecta; Coleoptera; Cerambycidae. Gene Ontology annotation, molecular function: protein binding. The annotation marks the transcript as partial. The transcript has a single exon.